This is a messenger RNA of Eublepharis macularius, 551 nucleotides long. Its product is annotated as phospholipase A2 homolog otoconin-22-like. The coding region runs from base 13 to 459 and encodes 148 amino acids. Gene Ontology annotation, biological process: lipid catabolic process; arachidonate secretion; phospholipid metabolic process. Lineage: Eukaryota; Metazoa; Chordata; Lepidosauria; Squamata; Eublepharidae. Gene Ontology annotation, molecular function: phospholipid binding; calcium ion binding. The record is from RefSeq and is a predicted model, not a curated record. The transcript is spliced from 4 exons.
CUCUUUCACUCAAUGGCACAGAUGAAGAAUAUCGGCAUUUUCGUUCUUUUUUUUGCCUGUGGGGCAGAUUUUGUGACUGGGACAGCCAUUCAGUUGGAUGAGAUGAUAAAGUUUGGUGCCACCAACUAUGGGCUGGCCAACUUCACCAACUACGGCUGCCAUUGUGGUCCAGGGACUCAAGGUUUCCCCGUGGAUUCUAUUGACAGGUGCUGCCAUAGCCAUGACUGUUGUUAUAAUAAGGUGGAGAUGUUCGGUUGCAACCCCAAGGCCCAAACAUACAGAUUCUAUGCCAAGAGGGAUAAAAUUAAAUGUGUCAAAUCGAGGGACCGCUGCGAGACGCUCGUCUGCAAGUGUGACCAGAAAGCUGCCAGCUGCUUCCAGAAGAAUCUCUUCACAUACAACCCUCAGUUUAAGAAUCACCCAACUGCCAACUGUCGGGCACAGCGGCCAUUUUGUUGAACAAUCUUCCUAACACCAAAUGGGUGCGCCUGUCUCCCUAGUAUUGCUACCCACACUUUCAUACGCCCUUACAAAGUUUAGACAUUUAUAUA